AUGCUAAAUCGGUCAGUCAACACAUCGACUGCAUCGCUCAUCACUAAAUCCGUCUUUGGCACCUACCCUCCACUGCCCGCCACACCCUCUCAACACCAGCAAGGAUCCACCUCGCUCUCUAUCUUUAAACCGACCUAUCGCAUCAACACCUAUGGCAACAACAGUGGCACUAACAACAACAGGCAUUCGGCUCAUUUCAACAAUGACUUUGCCCAGUCUUUCUCUGUCAUGAACCCGCCCUUUCAAUCGCCCAACGUUUCACCUCGUGGCUCUUUUUCGGGAGGCGAGAACGCACCCAAUGGAAUCUAUGUCACUCCCGGUGCCAGCGGUUCCACAAGCACUAAUGUUGGACACUAUGGAGCACGUCUUUCGAACGAGAAAAAGAUGCAGAUUACAAUUGCAGUCGCCGACAUUCUGGAGCGCAAGGACUUUAUCCUUCGACUCGCAAAGUCGCUAAUCAAAUACGGAGCCCCUUCUCACCGACUGGAGGAUGCAGUCGACCAUGCUGCCAAGACACUCGAGAUCAACCUGCAGUGCAUCUAUCUCCUCAACCUUAUGAUCGUCUCUUUCAUUGACUCUGAAACACACACUUCUGAGACUUACUUGGUUAAGGUCCCUGCCGGUUUGGACAUGUACAAGUGUGCAUUGGUCCACCAGGUCCAAAAGAUGGUCACCCAUUCAUCCAUGCCUGUCGAGGAAGCUAUCAUGAAGCUGGAUACCAUCAACACCGAGAAGAACGCCAACGGUCGCUGGAUCACUGUCCUGGCUUAUGCCGUUGCUGGAUUCUGCACAGCGCCCAUGUUCUUCAAGGCCAACUGGAUCGACGCCAUUAUCUCGUUCUUUAUGGACGCUACAGUCGGUCUUUUGGUCUGGCUGUCAGAAAAGGUCCCUAGAUACGCACACAUUUGCAACAUCACCAUGUCUGCCUUAGUGGCCUUUGUCGCCGAAGCCCUUCGCCAACACAACGUCUGCACAUCCGCAAUCAAGUUUGCAGGCAUUAUCAUCAUCCUCCCAGGUUUCACCAUCACCUGCUCCAUCCUUGAACUCAGCUCGCGCCACAUCAUCUCGGGAUCAGUCCGAUUGUUUUAUGCAGUCGUGUUUUCGCUCUUGCUCGGAUACGGUUUGACGAUCGGCGCAUCCCUCUGGUCACUGUUUGACCACUAUACCCGUGACGACGAAUCCAAAUUCUCGGCAGAAUGCCCCAACGCCCCACUGAUCCCGCUCUGGAACAUCCUCUUUGUCCCAUUCUUUGCCAUCUCCCUCAAUGUCUGGCUCAAGGCCCACCCACGCCAAUGGCUCCUCGCUACCAUCCUUUCCAUUGUUGGAUACGCUGUGUCCUACACCUCCUCCGUCUACGGUGGCGUCAAAACCGAAGUCUCCUCCGCUGUUGCUGCAUUCGCGAUCGGUCUCUGCGGAAACAUCUACCAACGCCUCACUCGUCAAUUGACCUUCCAGGCUGUUGUCUGUGCAGUGUUCUUUUUGGUGCCCGGGUCGAUUGGUCUUGAGGGUGCGAUGGCUUGGUUUACGGAGGAUAUGUCGGGUGGAAUGAAUUUCGCACUACAGAUGGUUGUUACUGCGAUCGCCAUCAGUGUUGGGCUGUUUACAUCAGCACUGGCUAUUUAUCCUAUGGGCAAGACUCGGUCUGCUCAAAUGACUUUUUAG
Linnemannia hyalina is the source of this 1662-nucleotide messenger RNA. The record is from the annotation of a GenBank genome assembly. Lineage: Eukaryota; Fungi; Mortierellomycota; Mortierellomycetes; Mortierellales; Mortierellaceae.